CAUCAGCUUAUCACCAACACGCCCACGUUGGAUCCACCAUGCAUGGCUGCGGCAGUGCCUGACAGCGCCCGUCAUCCCUGUCGUUAGUUGGCCGUUAAUGGCAUGCACAUCAUGUCACGUUCUCACAGGGCUGACCUUGGUCAACCAAUUGUUCUCGCUCUGGAUGAUGCUCUUUGUGGAAUUUGCUUGGCAGGUGGGAGGACACUGGUUCUGCAACGAGGCUGACGUGAGAAGAGCAGAAUCAUUACGGCCAGCUGAGAGACGACCAAUGUCAUGCUCAUGGAAUAUCAUGUGCGAGGUUGAAAGUCUUGUUAGGUUGUCCAAAGCCACAGCGAGGUAGCUGCUAGGCCACCCAACCCGUGAGAUGGUUGGUCCCACUGAGCAAGCCGUUAGUAACCAGAGUAAUAAAGGCUGAGUGAGAC
Messenger RNA from Chaetomium fimeti, 422 nucleotides. RefSeq lists its product as uncharacterized. The transcript has 2 exons. NCBI's taxonomy places the organism in Eukaryota, Fungi, Ascomycota, Sordariomycetes, Sordariales, Chaetomiaceae. The record is from RefSeq and is a predicted model, not a curated record. The coding region runs from base 98 to 340 and encodes 80 amino acids.